AUGGUUGGCGGAGCGAAGUAUUUUUGCGUCAUUCUGGUGAUUAUCUUGGGAUUCAGUCGUGCUGUCAGAGAGGGUCGAGAGGAACGUUCAGAGAUCGACGUGGGGCAAAAGGGUGCAUCGUCUCUGCUGCAGUUCGUGGACUUCAAGUCGUUGGGUGGUGCGGCAGUUUCCUUUAUGCCGCCCCAGCUCCGUGGCGCUGCUGGGGGAGCACUGAAUCUUUUGGAGGCAGAGGCGUUACGAAAACAGGUGGGCUUCCGUAAAGCUGUAAUGGGUCUUGUGAAUCAUCUUGUGUUAGGGCGUGGUUCCACUUAUGGCUGGAGGUGA
Messenger RNA from Perkinsus marinus ATCC 50983, 324 nucleotides. RefSeq lists its product as hypothetical. Bases 1 to 324 code for a protein of 107 amino acids. The transcript is spliced from 3 exons. The record is from RefSeq and is a predicted model, not a curated record. NCBI's taxonomy places the organism in Eukaryota, Perkinsozoa, Perkinsida, Perkinsidae.